AUGCUUCCAUCAGAGAUGAAUUUCGCCUCUAUGAAUUCCUGAUGUCACUUCACAAGGACUUUGAGCCCAUUCGAGGUCAGCUUCUAAAUCGCAGUCCUGCUCCCUCUCUUGAUACUGCUGUGAAUGAGUUAGUUAGAGAAGAAGCUCGUCUUGCAACCCUUCAAGCCCAGAAUAAGCUCAAUGUUUUGGCUAUUACUCCAUCUACUCCACUCAUAGAGCAACCUCAGCAAUCAAGUGAUUCCUCUGGCUCUCACAAUCGUCGCAAGCAGUCCAACAAAAAAGUCUGCAACUAUUGCAAGCGUUCUGGCCACACCAUUGAGACUUGUUUCCGUCGCAACAAAUCUACUGCUGCUGUUGCUAAUACUGAGCCUACUCUGCCAAUGGCUUCCACCUCAGCUGAGUCCCAGUCUUCUGGAUCCACUGUCAACCUCUCCCCCACUGAACUACAGGAAAUCAUAGCUCAGGCUGUUCGUAUGGCUGGUAAUGCAUCUCUUUCCACUGCCCUAUCUGUUCUACCCGGAUCCGAGGACGGGACAAGAGCUUGGGACCGGCCCUAGAGUUGGGCGUAUGUUUCCCGUGGACAAUCUUCAUCUUCCACCUGUUGCUCCUGUUUCUGUUGCUGCUGCAGCUGCUGCAGUUUCUUCCUU
Messenger RNA from Quercus robur (English oak), 647 nucleotides. RefSeq lists its product as uncharacterized. Lineage: Eukaryota; Viridiplantae; Streptophyta; Magnoliopsida; Fagales; Fagaceae. Gene Ontology annotation, molecular function: zinc ion binding; nucleic acid binding. The record is from RefSeq and is a predicted model, not a curated record. Bases 42 to 557 code for a protein of 171 amino acids. The transcript is spliced from 2 exons.